AAGAAAACGCUUCAGAGUGACGUCAUUCGUGUAGCGGCCACAAACAGGAAGAAAACAUCCAGCUGUUAUCUAAGCAGGUAGAGCUCUGGCUAGCUUAGCAGCCUGUGUAGCAUUGACACAGUAAUGAAACAGCCUUGUGAGUCGGGGAUAAACUGGUGUUUUAUCAUGCUGUGUCCGGAGUAGUGACAGUAUCGAUAGAUACUCCAGGGAUUAUAAUUCUCCUCGACUUUCCUCCGGUCCGAGUGUUGAAACAAGGUGUGAAUGAGUGACGUGGUGCCUCCCACAGCUCUCAGUGAAGUCCAGCUCCGCUUCCUUUGCCACGAUGACAUAGAGAAUGUCAAGCUGCUUUGUGGUGAUUGGUUCCCAAUCGAGUACCCAGACUCAUGGUAUCAGGACAUCACCUCCAACAAGAAGUUCUUCUCCCUCGCUGCCACCUUCAGAGGAGGCAUCGUGGGAAUGAUUGUGGCCGAGAUCAAAGGCCGGACCAAAGUACACAAAGAGGAUGGAGACAUCCUGGCCUCCAGUUUCCCCGUGGAAACACAGGUAGCCUACAUCCUCAGCCUGGGAGUGGUCAAAGACUUCAGGAAACAUGGCAUAGGCUCCCUACUGCUGGACAGUUUGAAGGAGCACAUAUCAACGACAGCCCAGGACCAUUGUAAGGCAAUCUACCUACACGUCCUCACCACCAACAACACUGCCAUCCACUUCUAUGAGAACCGGGACUUCAGGCAGCACCACUAUCUGCCCUACUACUACUCUAUACGAGGCGUCCUCAAAGAUGGAUUCACAUAUGUGCUCUACAUCAAUGGGGGUCAUCCACCCUGGACAAUAUUUGACUAUAUCCAGCACAUCGGUUCAACCCUGGCCAGCCUGAGCCCCUGCUCCAUCCCUCAGAGGCUGUACCGGCAGGCCCAGUCCCUGCUGCGCUCUCUGCUCCCCUGGUCCAACAUCGCCUCCAAGACCGGCAUACAGUACAGCAGAACAAUGUGACACAACAUGGUGUGCAACUGUUUCUCACCAGUCUUCCCCCGUACACACCAAGAUGUACAGGCACACUCACAUUCUCCAUCUCGUACGGUGUUCCACACCCUGUGUUUUACACAGGACUCAGGUUCAACCUGCGUUUGAGCAUUCACAUAG
Messenger RNA from Cottoperca gobio, 1140 nucleotides. It is a transcript of the gene naa60, whose product is annotated as N-alpha-acetyltransferase 60, NatF catalytic subunit. The record is from RefSeq and is a predicted model, not a curated record. Gene Ontology annotation, cellular component: Golgi membrane. Gene Ontology annotation, biological process: N-terminal peptidyl-methionine acetylation. Gene Ontology annotation, molecular function: histone acetyltransferase activity; protein-N-terminal amino-acid acetyltransferase activity. The transcript is spliced from 7 exons. NCBI's taxonomy places the organism in Eukaryota, Metazoa, Chordata, Actinopteri, Perciformes, Bovichtidae. Bases 262 to 990 code for a protein of 242 amino acids.